AUGUCGAUCCUCCAAACCGGCCGCAAGAGCAGUGGUAGCCGUUCCGUCGGACGACAUGGCGCCAAGAAAAACCUGUCCUUGGUCAUGCUGACCUUUCAAAACUCGGCGCUGAUACUCGUCAUGCACUACUCGCGCGUAAUGCCUCCUUCCGGCGACCAUCGUUAUUUUACCUCGACCGCCGUCUUCCUCAACGAGCUCGUCAAGCUCGUCAUCUCCCUGACCCUCGCCAUACUCGAAGCAUCCAAAACACUCGCCCCGAACACGCCCGUGACGACCAUGUUUGAGCAGAUCUACAACGCCGUCUUCUCCGGCGACGGUUGGAAGCUCACCUUCCCAGCAGCAUUGUACACUGUCCAGAACUUGCUGCAGUACGCGGCGGUUGGCAACCUGGACCCUGUACAUUUUCAAGUGCUUUACCAGAUCAAGAUCCUGACUACGGCCAUCUUUAGCGUCUGUCUUCUCCGCCGACAUCUUGGGUGCAAGAGCUGGCUGUCUCUCAUUAUCCUCACCUUCGGCGUCUCGGUCGUCUCCUUUCCGUCGCGAAACUCAGCCCUGGACGACUUACUUUUGCACGGCAUUCCCAAUCACUAUUUCCCCCGAUCCAAACACGAACUCGGCCAGGCUGUCGAUGCAGGAUCACCCGAUGUCCAUUUGACCAAACGAUCGGCCACGUACGAGGGAAUCGCCAACGACCUGCCGUCCCCUGAACCCCUGAUGAACUACUCCGUUGGUGUGACGGCUGCCGUCGUCUCCGCCGUCGUCUCCGGCCUUGCUGCCGUUUACUUCGAGAGGAUCCUCAAGGACAGCCCGACCCAAGCGAGUCUCUGGAUUCGCAACAUCCAACUGAGCUUCUACUCUCUCAUUGCUGCCCUCUUUGGCGGCGUCAUUUGGCAGGACGGGAGUGGGAUUCGUCAGCACGGCUUCUUCGAGGGCUAUAAUUGGAUCGUCUGGGCAGCCGUCCUAUCGCAGGCUGCUGGCGGCUUGAUCUCCAGCCUAGUGAUCCGCGACGCGGACAGCAUCGCUAAAAAUUUUGCCACGAGUAUUAGCAUUGUCCUUAGCUUUGUCGUCAGCGUGUUGGUCUUUGAACUGAAAGUGACCCUGCCGUUUCUCAUUGGCACCUCGCUCGUCCUUUUCGCCACAUACCUCUACAGCGUGCCCGAACAUAGCCUCCAUGCGCCGCCGCUGCUCAUCGCCAACUUCGAGAAGCCCGCUAUCGAACGGAGCCUGACACCCGGGAUCAUGGCUCGGACCAAUAAUCCAGAACUCCUCCAAUCAGACCCUUUCGAUUCCAAGGCCGUCGCCCUUUCGACCAGCCGGCCAAGCAGUCCGAAACUACGAGCCAGGUGA
This is a messenger RNA of Drechmeria coniospora, 1347 nucleotides long. Its product is annotated as putative UDP-galactose transporter. NCBI's taxonomy places the organism in Eukaryota, Fungi, Ascomycota, Sordariomycetes, Hypocreales, Ophiocordycipitaceae. The transcript has 5 exons. Gene Ontology annotation, molecular function: UDP-galactose transmembrane transporter activity. Gene Ontology annotation, biological process: pyrimidine nucleotide-sugar transmembrane transport. Gene Ontology annotation, cellular component: Golgi membrane. Bases 1 to 1347 code for a protein of 448 amino acids. The record is from RefSeq and is a predicted model, not a curated record.